AUGAGCUGCUGUGGCUGUUCAGGAGGCUGUGGCUCCAGCUGCUGCAAGCCUGUGUGCUGCUGCAAGCCUGUAUGCUGCUGUGUGCCAGCCUGUUCCUGCUCUAGCUGCAAGGGAGGCUGUGGCUCCUGUGGUGGCUGCAAGGGAGGCUGUGGCUCCUGUGGAGGCUGCAAGGGUGGUUGUAGUUCCUGUGGGGGCUGUGGCUCCUGUGGGGGUUGCAAGGGAAGCUGUGGCUCCUGUGGAGGCUGCAAGGGAGGCUGUGGCUCCUGUGGAGGCUGCAAGGGAGGCUGUAGUUCCUGUGGGGGCUGUGGUUCCUGUGGUGGGUGCAAGGGAAGCUGUGGCUCCUGUGGAGGCUGCAAGGGAGGCUGUAGUUCCUGUGGGGGCUGUGGUUCUUGUGGGGGCUGCAAGGGAGGGUGUAGCUCCUGUGGAGGCUGUGGCUCCUGUGGGGGUUGCAAGGGAGGCUGUGGCUCCUGUGGGGGCUGCAAGGGAGGCUGUAGUUCCUGUGGGGGCUGUGGUUCCUGUGGUGGGUGCAAGGGAAGCUGUGGCUCCUGUGGAGGCUGCAAGGGUGGUUGUAGUUCCUGUGGGGGCUGUGGUUCUUGUGGGGGCUGCAAGGGAGGCUGUAGUUCCUGUGGGGGCUGUGGUUCCUGUGGGGGCUGCAAGGGAGGCUGUAGUUCCUGUGGAGGCUGUGGCUCCUGUGGAGGCUGCAAGGGAGGUUGUAGUUCCUGUGGAGGCUGUGGCUCCUGUGGGGGCUGCAAGGGAGGCUGUGGCUCCUGUGGAGGCUGUGGCUCCUGUGGAGGCUGUGGCUCCUGUGGUUGCUGCCAGUCCAGCUGCUGCAAGCCCUGUUGUUGCCAAUCCAGCUGUUGCAAGCCCUGCUGCUGCCAAUCCAGCUGCUGCCAGUCCAGCUGCUGCAAGCCCUGCUGCUGCCAGUCCAGCUGCUGCAAGCCCUGCUGCUGCCAGUCCAGCUGCUGCAAGCCCUGCUGCUGCCAGUCCAGCUGCUGUGCUCCUGUGUGCUGCCAGUGUAAGAUCUGA
This is a messenger RNA of Mus caroli (Ryukyu mouse), 1026 nucleotides long. The record is from RefSeq and is a predicted model, not a curated record. NCBI's taxonomy places the organism in Eukaryota, Metazoa, Chordata, Mammalia, Rodentia, Muridae.